Molecule: messenger RNA, 4784 nt
Organism: Biomphalaria glabrata
Lineage: Eukaryota; Metazoa; Mollusca; Gastropoda; Planorbidae
Product: G-protein coupled receptor dmsr-1-like
Exons: 2
Coding region: 700-2127 (475 amino acids)
Biological process (GO): G protein-coupled receptor signaling pathway
Cellular component (GO): membrane
Molecular function (GO): G protein-coupled peptide receptor activity
Source: RefSeq, a predicted model, not a curated record
GGAGGGGAUGAGGAGGUGUUCUCUAAAGCAGACACUGAGUGAGCGAGAGAGAGAAAUGAUGUUAUGAAUGGGGGGUUUAUUUCUUCCAAGCGGGAAUAUCCACACGAUGGUGACGCGAGAUGGCCUCUGUGUUCUAGUGUUAGACCCAACUUCACUGUGAUCUGUGAGAUGGGAUAUUCAUGUGAUAUCCGGAAUUCGUUCGCAAAGAUGAUGAGUUCCAUUUGAUAGCAGCAUCUGUGUGUCUUGCACAAUUUCUGGGUUAUCUGUCAAGCAACUUCUGUAGUGGUUUUUGUGUGUGUGUGUGUGCGUUGAUUUUCAUCAAGGCUUCAGUUGUAACUUUUUGGGGCGAUAUCAUCUCCUUAUCGUCCAUCUACGCGUUUAUAUACAUUUGAAAUGGUUUGAUCACGUGUGUUGACAGUAUUUCUGUCAGGUCAAUAUAUGUUGGUGUUGGUUUCGACUUAAAGGUCUCAUUGAAAAGAGUUUUAAAUAAACAUAAGACUUUGGCUGAAAAAAAAAGAAUUUCUGUGAACCUGUUUUGUUCUCAAUCAAAGUUUAUUGGUGAUAAUGAAGUUUGCAUGGAACAGUAAAGAUGAACUCAUUCUAUGACAAUAUGGAGCUAUAAAUAGACUACAUUUAUGUCAUAAGAUAAACAAACUGGUGUAGACUUAAGACUGAGGUUCUGGGUUCUCGCACGGGAAAAUGACUCUGGUGCCAGUUACAACCGAGUCAUAUCCAGAAACUAACCAGCACAACUGCGAACACGUCCAGUUUAUCCCGGGAGUGGUCAGCAACGCCACUAGCCGAGGGCUGUUGGAGUUCGCCAUAAGCCUAGGAUCAAUUCACGGCUAUGUCGCUGUGGCCGUUUGCCUGUUCGGAGUGUUGGCCAACUCGGCCAACAUCAUCGUUCUGACCAGGAAACACAUGGCAUCCAGCACCAACAUCCUUCUUCUUUGGCUGGCAGUGGCGGAUCUCCUCACCAUGCUGGAGUACCUGCCUUUCGUUAUUCACUUUUACAUCAUGGCGCCCGGGGACCCCUUGCGCCCUCCGUUCAGCUCACAAGAAUUUUACUGGACUUGUUUCCUGCUCUUCCACGCCAGCUUCAGCAUCGUGUGUCACUCUGUGGCGAUAUGGCUGACCAUAGCCCUGGCCAUAUUUCGUUACAUUUACAUCUGCAAGCCGACGACGGGCGUGUUUUACUGCAGCCAGCGUCGCGCCCGAGGGGUGGUCAUCAUCAUUAUAGUACUGACCAUCAUCAUCUGUAUCCCCAACUGUGUCAUCAAUACUUACGCUGUAGGAUACGAUGUUGUCCAAGAAGUUAACUCCACGAGUUGGAGCUUCACAGAUACAAGUACUGUAGUUCCUUCUAAAAUAAGUAAUUCGGAUAAUGUUUAUUACUACCCCACCUUAAGACAAAGUUCUAAAGCAGAUGAAGUUUUAAUACAAAUCAACAACUGGAUUCAUGCUAUACUAAUCAAACUAAUCCCCUGUUUUCUGUUGACUGUUUUGACCUUACUGUUGAUCCAUGCUGUACACAAAGCGUACAGGAAACGCCUGAAGCUGAAGUCUCAAGGGAGAAAAGCGGAACUGGAUAAAACCGGUGAACAUAACCGAUUGACCGCCAUGCUGCUGGCCAUUGUGGUUCUGUUCACCUUGACCGAGCUGCCCCAGGGCAUAUUGACUCUGAUUAACAUUUUCGUCGACUGUUUUUAUCAUGUGGUGUACUCCAAGCUUGGCGACCUGCUCGACCUGAUGGCGCUCAUUAACAACGCGGUUAACUUUGUGCUGUACUGCACCAUGAGCACACAGUUCAGGGCGACCUUCGCCGCCAUCUUCUGCCCGCGCCCUACAGCGCAAUCCAAGUGGAUGAAACUGAGGCUGGUCAAGUCUCGAAAUUUGGAGAGCAGUUACGCCGAGGCUACAGAGUUCUCCAAGACCACGAGAGUGGACAAUUUCGGGUGCAUGUCACGUAGUGGUGACCUGACGGACACCGAGGCUCUCAGUAAAGCUGUGAGCAGCACGGAUGAACAGCUGGACAGCAAUGAUCAACCGGAAACGGUGGUCAUGCUCGCAGACGAGUGCAAUGGUAUCGCAGGGAGUCAUACUUCGAACAACUUGAGUUAUCUGUAACAUUUCUUUCUUUCAAAAGGUCAAACUUUAUCAGAAUGGCAGAUGAAAAGUUGCGAUGACCUUAUAUCAAGUGGACCAGAUGAGUGCUUUUACUAAAAAUAGAACAGGAAGUCUUAUCACUUAAACAUUUUGUUUGACUUCUGUGACGUUACUUCUUAACGCGGGAACCAAGAUGAAGGCUUGUGCUCGAAAUCAAGUUUACUCAACUUAGAGGUUCAUCAACUUCAAACAUAUCAAUCAUCUCUUGAAAUGGAAACCUUUAUGUAUUGAAAGUGUUUACAAACAUUGUUCCUUGCAUAUUAUGUUCACUUCAUCUUUUCACAUUUUGUUUUCCCUUCAAAUCAUUUUUGAAUUUUUUUUUAAGUCGGGGAGAAAAGACGAAACAUGGACAAUGUUCAAAAGUGACUGAGUAAAAUAGUUAUGCUUAAAGCUGUAUACUAUAUUUAAAAUUUAAAAACAUGACGUAUUUCGUUAUCAAAGUCUAAUAAUGUAGUGAUAUCCGCAAUAAAUUUGCCUUCUCUCUUCUUCUGCAUUUAAAGUUACAAAUGUCAACUUGUUUCUAUGGAAUUACAAGAAAUCUUACUUAUGUAAGAGUACAUUUUGAAGUGCUUUUAAACUGCGUUUUUUGUUUGGGGCUGGGGACUGUUAUAUUUGUAAAACAUUUGCUUUUUUCUGUUAUGUAUUUGUUUUUCUUCCAACCAAAGACCCUCCCAUCCCCACAUGGUGUACAGCUUUCUACUUGAAAUGUUUCGCAAUGAUCACGUUUCCAGACAAAGUUUGUUUUAUGUUCAAUUUUUUGGUGUUUGUGUUGGUCAUCAUUCCACUCCUUUGGAAAGGAAGCAAUAUGAUUGGUCAAUAUUUGACUAGCGUAAGCAUAGAGCAUAUAAAUCUACUUCAUUGAAUUAUAUUAUAUUUUUUUUUGUAAUUAUUACAACUUUAACUACAGUUGUACUAUGAUCCACUUUUGUGAUAUAUAUAUUGUUUGUAUGUAUAUUUGAUGUAGGCUUUUGCUUUUAAAAUAGUCUCUCCUACUUAAUAUUGUUUCCUUAAAAAAAAAAAGAAAAUUGAGGUUUUGUGUUAUCGCAUCACUCUGAAACUAUGUUUGUAAUAAUUGUAAUAAAUAUAAGUAUUGUCAUGUAUGAUGACUUGUAUAAACAUGUAUGAUGAUAGUUCAUCUUGCACCUUCAUCUCACAGUCAUUAAAUUUGCUAAACAAUUCUUGUUUACAGCGCCUCCAUGUCACGUGACAGAGCAUGAUCAUUCACCAUGUAGAGUUUUUGACUCAUUUCUUGUCUCUGCCUUGCACUGACCCAUCCCUUUCCCCUCCCCAACCCCACCUAUAGUGAAAUGGUGCGUUGAAUUUAUUUUAUACCAUAAUAGUACACACUGACCACUCCAAUCCAUAGCAUGUGUUUCUGUAAUAUAAGUUAGUGUAACUCAACUAAAGCUUAUCAAAUGGGAUCGUUAAGUGAAAGUCAAUUACCAAAAGGGACAAUUUUAGACACAGUCAACUCAUGUGUCCACCAGGGGCAACUUUGAAGCAUUGUAGCCCUUCUUGUCCAUGAGGGGCAACUUUGAAGCAUUGUAGCCCUUCUUGUCCAUGAGGGGCAACUUUGAAGCAUUGUAGCCCUUCUUGUCCAUGAGGGGCAACUUUGAAGCAUUGUAGCCCUUCUUGUCCAUGAGGGGCAACUUUGAAGCAUUGUAGCCCUUCUUGUCCAUGAGGGGCAACUUUGAAGCAUUGUAGCCCUUCUUGUCCAUGAGGGGCAACUUUGAAGCAUUGUAGCCCUUCUUGUCCAUGAGGGGCAACUUUGAAGCAUUGUAGCCCUUCUUGUCCAUGAGGGGCAACUUUGAAGCAUUGUAGCCCUUCUUGUCCAUGAGGGGCAACUUUGAGACACAAUUCACCAACGUAUCCAGGAGGGGUAACUUUGAGACACAAUUCACCAACGUAUCCAGGAGGGGUAACUUUGAGACACAAUUCACCAACGUAUCCAGGAGGGGUAACUUUGAGACACAAUUCACCAACGUAUCCAGGAGGGGCAACUUUGAGACACAAUUCACCAACGCAUCCAGGAGGGGUAACUUUGAGACACAAUUCACCAACGCAUCCAGGAGGGGUAACUUUGAGACACAAUUCACCAACACAUCCAGGAGGGGUAACUUUGAGACACAAUUCACCAACGCAUCCAGGAGGGGUAACUUUGAGACACAAUUCACCAACGCAUCCAGGAGGGGUAACUUUGAGACACAAUUCACCAACGUAUCCAGGAGGGGUAAUGCUUUGCUUACUAUUAUUUGCCUAUUGAUACAUUGAUACAUUGAUACAUCGAUACAUUGAUACAUUGAUACAUAUUGCUUUCAAAUGUGUGCCUCAUCGCUUUAUCAUUCUGAAAAAAUAUCAUUGUACAGAUUAUCUUUAUACAGAUUACCAUUGUACAGACUAUCUUCAUACAGACUAUCAUUGUACAGAUUAUCAUUGUAAUGUAUAUCAUUGUAAAUAUUAUCAUUGUGGACAUUAUGAUUGUACAGAUUAUUAUUGUGAAGACUAUCAGGGUACAGAUAAUCAUGUACUGUGUUGACUGUUCUUCAGACUUGAAAUCUAAAAGUAGAUUAUCAUUGAUACAUAUAUAGUUCAGUUUCAUUAAAGCUACUUCCGUCCUA